AGUUGCGCGGCUUUCAAUCCUUCUCCAAGGCGCGCGUUUUGUAAAUUGAUAACGUGUCCUUAUGGAGAACCCUGUUUUUGAUGAUCCUAGUAAUGAAGCCAAAUAUUGGCGGCAAAAGGCUGAAGAGUACCGUAGCGGUAUGGAAGAAGCACGAGAGGAGCUGGAAGACUUCCAGAUUAGUUCACGAGAACUAGAACUAGAGCUUGAAACUCAAUUGGAACAAUUAGAAAAGCGCAAUUCAGAGCUAGUCGUAUUGUGUGAAAAGCUAACUGUUGAAAAAGAUGCCUACCGUCAUAAGGCGGAAAAUAGUCAAGAAUAUGUUAAUCACGAAAUAACUAGACUUCAAGAUGAAUUAGAGAAGUCGAAGUUAGAUCGAGAGAAAAUGCACAAAUAUAUCCGUGAACUGGAACAGUUAAAUGACGAUUUAGAACGUUCUAAAAGAGCGACAGUUGUUACAUUAGAAGAUUUUGAAUCCCGCCUAAACCAGGCUAUUGAGAGAAAUGCAUUUUUGGAGAACGAAUUAGACGAAAAGGAGGAUCUAAUGGUAACUGUCCAGCGACUUAAAGAUGAAACUAGAGACCUCCACCAAGAAUUGGCUAUAACUCGCCGUCAACCUGAAUUGGGCACUCCACCAGAAGUAUGUAAUGGAGGCAAUACCAUUCCUACCAAAAGUUUUAAUAAAAUCGAUACAAUAGAUUCUAUGGUACAAACAGAAAACAGUUGCUUUUUCAAUUCAAUACUUACUCCGUCUGUCAGAUUAUCUGCUUUAAAUAUGGUGAAUAAUGCUUUACAAAGAAUAGGACAAUUAGAAAUGAAAUUAUCUAUAUUGUAUAAGACGUACGGUCAUCCUCCACUUUCUGCGCCAGUAUAUAAUGGUAAUAGUAGCAGUAAUAACGGUAAUAUACACUCUCCAUCAUCCGAUUUCGAAUUGAAAAGAUACAAUUUAAAGUCACCACAAAGAUUAUCUAAUCCAAGUUGGACAAAUGGUCCUAUUAAAUUAGAUCCUCUUCCAACUGCAGAAAAAUCAUCUCGGGAAAAUUCUAUACAUUUUGUUCAUUGAAAUUGAUUUAUAUUGUAAAGUACAUUGAAAAGAAGUCAAUUCAUUUUAUCUUUCUAUACAUCUUACCCCUAUUAUAUAACGAAAUAUUAUUUAUGUAAAGACUGUGUUUCUUAUUGUAUUUGUGAAUAAUCUUUAUUUUGGAUUAAGAAAAACGGUGCAUUUCAUCAAUUUUCCACGUUUAACUCAGAAUCUCUUAUUAUUAUUAUUGUACAAUUUGUCAGGUGUUCUCCUAAGAAGAUAAAUCUUUUUCAACACUGAAAUAUUCUAAUUAUCACACUUAUAAGAUUCUACUUAUUCUGAUAAAUCUUAUACAAAGUAAUCUUUCUCUUUUUGCAUGAACCAUGGUGCUCACAGUUACCGUUCAGCUUUCAUUCUGUUCCAGCUACUCCUCUUUAUUCUCUUUCUACUGCUUUGUAAAAUUAUCUUAUGUAAUUCAUUAUACUGAAGUCUAUGGUACUUGCUAUCUCUUUCUAUAUCUAUCUGUUCAUGUAUCUGUUUGUUCUAUUCAGUUUUCUUUUUUUUCCAAAGCACUACAAGGAGGCAUUUUCCACUUAAUACAUGUAUGUGUGUGUAUGUAUAAUACCAGUUAAGUCACUUGUUAACAAAUAAGAGGAUAACUAUGAUUUUCAUAUAAAUUAUUUUCAUUCUCAUCUGUAUUUAUCACAUCAUAUAAUGAUAUUCAUUAGUUUUAUUGCACUAACACGUAUAUUGUAACUGAUGAAAAGAAGCGGGCGUAAUAUAUUCAUUAUUUUAUUUUUGUCAUUCAUCUUAUCCCUUGUAUAGUUUGUCUUUCUCCUAAAGUUUUCUCUUUUUCUGGUCAUAUAUAUCUCAUGCCCUCCCCUCUUUUUUUUAAAGUUAAUCUUUUAGUUUCUAUCAUCUAUUUUGUAUUUCCUGUAACUAUCAAGUCGGAAUUCAUUUUACCGCCAAAACAUAUUAACAUUAUCAUUAUUAUCACUUGUUUCUUUAUUUAAAAUAUAUUUCUUAUCAUUUUUUAAAAUUUCUUUUUGUCUACAAUUGUACAAUCUGUCAUUGAUAAAAUGUUAAUUUUUUUUCAAAAUGUAUAUUUAUGGUGAUUGAAUUGUACCUACUCGAAAAUGGUCCAACAUAACAGUCAUUUCGAAUAAAAAAAACCUAAGUAAUUCAUAAGUAAAAUGUACAUUAAUAGGUAUUAUGAUAACGACCAAAAUGGUAUACAAUACAAUGUUUUUAUCACUG
Molecule: messenger RNA, 2275 nt
Organism: Schistosoma curassoni
Lineage: Eukaryota; Metazoa; Platyhelminthes; Trematoda; Strigeidida; Schistosomatidae
Source: the annotation of a GenBank genome assembly